Verruconis gallopava is the source of this 2554-nucleotide messenger RNA. RefSeq lists its product as uncharacterized. The transcript has 2 exons. The record is from RefSeq and is a predicted model, not a curated record. The coding region runs from base 4 to 2274 and encodes 756 amino acids. Lineage: Eukaryota; Fungi; Ascomycota; Dothideomycetes; Venturiales; Sympoventuriaceae.
CCCAUGCACCUGGUUGAAAGCAAAACCCACGCCGUAAUCAGGAUGGAAUCGCCACUGUCAGCUCUUUCGCCGGUCAAAGCAAGUGCUUUGAACUCGAAGAUCCCAACACCACAAAGCCUGACGCCGACCAAGAUGUCCUCUACACAUGCUUCGAGAUCACCUCUCAAGGCACAGCUUAGUGCCAGCGGGCAGGCAACCCCGGUGCGCGACAAUUGUGACGGCAACGAAAUCGACUGGGAUGAGGGCACUUCGUCGCCAUUUGUUUCUGACCUGGCAGAGGACAAGGAAAACAUCGAGUCCGUAAUGCCGUCGAGAUCGACUUCGUCAUCCGCACUAACAGAAGUCAUCCAUCGUGAUACGGAUGGGAUGGACCUCGACGUCCUAUCCACAGCAACGAAGCAUCGUACACCAUUUAAGAUUGCCGAGGACGAGACUUGUACGUUUCACACAAGCAAGUCGAUAGUGUCCAGAACUUCGUCCCCAUCGAAACCUGCCCUGUCGCGCACAUCCACUCAGAGCUCGCAAGACUCGAUCUCAAUCACGACACACUCGUCAUUUGCAAGCAGAAAUUCACAUCGAGUAACUUCAUUCGGCACAGACGCUGGUGAUUUCACGAUGGUAGAGCCUGACCUGGACGAUACGUGCUUCAGCGUCUUCUCAGAAAUACCGAACGCGGACAUGACAGCCUUUGCAAGACUAGGACAGCAGAGCCCAACUAAGCGAAUGGCGGUUGAUGAGACACCGCGAGCUAGAGCCUUCAAUACUCCAGCUACCGCACACAAACAUGUCUCUCGCACUCCCUCUCCAACACCGCGCCGUGACAUGGCUGCAGGUAUUCCUGAGUACCAAGAUAGUAGCGACACAACGAACUUGCUUCUUGACUUUACUCAGCAAUUUGAGGCCAUCACCAAAAACUACAAGUCAAAAUCACCAACUCGCCGUUCGCCACAGAAGCCAUCUGCGGAGCCAGAUCUUCUUUCUUACAUCCACAGCCAACGGUCGCCCUCUAAGGCUGGUUCAAGCACAAUGACGCCACGACCAAGCAAAAAUAACCUACUCACUCUUCUUGACUUUGAAUUACCACCAGCCCCUACUCCGCGUAGCGUACCAAGUAUCACUGUUCGGGAGAUGGAGAGCCUAAAAUCAAAGUACAGCUCAGAGAUCUCAUCACUACGUGCAACACUGAGCGGUCGCGAAGCGGAGGUUGAGGCACUCAAGCGCGCAUUGAGCGAAGCUGAGCGCCGUGUUGGAGAAGCAAUGGAGAAUUCACGUGAGGAGCGUAGCAAGCGUGAGUUUGUUGAAAAGGAAAAGGAACAAUGGGAGCGACGAGGUCGAGAAUUCGAGGAAGUGCUUCGUAAAGUCAAAGAGGAGGUUCUUGAAGCGGAGAAGGAGCGGUCUGAAAUGCUGGCUCGUAUUGCAGAAGCCGAGCAACGAGUGCAUGAUGCUGAAGAGCGAGCAUCUGCUGCCGAAGCAAGGGCUAUUGAAGCUGCGACCAAGAUUGUUGAUACUGGUUCAACAGCUACAGAUGGUCAGAGAGACGGGCCACUCUUCACAGCCGAACAGGUGCAAAAGCAAAUUGAUGAGAAGAUACACACUUUGAGUACCGAACUUCACGCCAUAUAUAAGAAGAAGCAUAUCACCAAGGUUGCUGGAUUGAAGAAGGGCUUCGAGGCCAAGACCAAGGAGAAGACUGCCGAGCUCCAGGCCCGUAUUGAAGAACUGGAACGAAAGAACGAAGAGCUUCAGCUUAAGCUUGACGGAACGUUGAGCGGUGUUCUGCCGGCGGAGAUUGCUGAGAAGCUAAGAGCUGCACAGGACGAUGUCGCUUCAGAGGAACGAGAAGCGGUGGCAAAGAGGCUGGAAGAACAGAACGCUCUGAUCGAGCGACAGAAGGCCGAGCUUCUUGGGCGCGAGGAAGAACUCCGAACUGCACGCGCUGAAUUUGCGACGUUGAUGAAAGAUCUCGAACGAGAGCGCGUCGAGAAGGGCGAGCUCGUGGCCGCAGUUGAUGAGAUGCUAGCGCUACAGUCAGAGAUCAGUACGAUCAACCCGGAGGCAGGGAACGCAGUGGAAGACUUCAGAAAAAGCAUUUCAAGUUCCAUGAACACAGCGUCGAAACCAAGCGGCAUUCGAGCUCCAGGAGCGUUCGGCUUCAACUCAAGCGUGUCCAGCAGUAAAAUCGCUCCACCCAGCCUGUCAAGGAGUACCAGUGGCGGUAAGAGCAGAAUGAUGAGCAACAUUGAGCGAAUGGCCAGUGGGCGGUCAAUGGAAUAACCAAGGCGUUCAAUGUAACUCUGAUUUUUUUUGGGCCAUCGGCGAGUGGAAUUGGAGAAAGGUGGCGUUUCAUUCACAAAAAUCCAAAGAUUCGCAAGAACAAUGUAAAGAGCGGAUACCAGUGUCGGUAGCGCACGUACUUGAUGGGUUAGUUAUUUUCUCAGCGUGUUUUGGCUUGUAAUCCUAAACAGCUAUCUCUCCGUCUCCAUGCUCAAUUGGAACCACUUAUAAUACACUCCGGAACGCCAUCCAUGCAGACAAUCAUGAGACUAAGUUGGAG